Corticium candelabrum is the source of this 885-nucleotide messenger RNA. Its product is annotated as bifunctional 3'-5' exonuclease/ATP-dependent helicase WRN-like. Gene Ontology annotation, molecular function: 3'-5' DNA helicase activity; four-way junction helicase activity. Gene Ontology annotation, cellular component: nucleus; cytoplasm; chromosome. The record is from RefSeq and is a predicted model, not a curated record. Gene Ontology annotation, biological process: double-strand break repair via homologous recombination. The coding region runs from base 1 to 885 and encodes 294 amino acids. Lineage: Eukaryota; Metazoa; Porifera; Homoscleromorpha; Homosclerophorida; Plakinidae. The transcript has 6 exons.
AUGGCGUUGCCUUCAGAAGAUCGAUCGUGUCACGUUCGUUCAUCAAUUUCCGACGACGCAAUGACAAUUGCUAUUGACCGGUCUUGUCCCCAGUUUGACAUUGCGUCUGUGAAGCCUCUGCAACGCUUGGCGCUGAGUCAACUUGUCCGAGGUGCCAGCCAAGCUACUGACAAGGAGAUAAAGGCUGGAAAGUUUGAAAUCGUAUUUGGAAGCCCUGAAAUUCUAGUUGGACAGAAAACAUGGCGAUUAGCGCUUCAGGAAGGCGUUUUUCGUGAUCGUGUUGUAGCGAUAGUUGCAGACGAAGUUCAUACGGUUGUUCAGUGGGGCGGCCUUGCUAGACCAGAGCUAGUAGAGGAGGAUGAGGAUGAACCGUUUCGUGUCUGGUGCGGUCUUGUUGGAGAGCUAAGGUCUCUGGUGUGCGCUCCAAUUCUAGCCUUGACAGCAACAGCGUCCAAGGCAACACAAGAAAUCAUUGUGAGUUGUUUAGGAAUGUCUGGCAGAUGCUAUGUGAUUACUAAGAGCCCAGAGCGUGAUAACAUCUUCCUAGCUGUGCAGAGAGUACGUUCUGAUGUUGAAGCUACCUUUGAUUUUUUGCUGAGGCUGGUAAAGUCCAAGCAAAUCAACUGUCCAAGGGUGACAAGUCUUACUGGCCAGAAGGUGAUACAAAGGCACAAAAUCGAGUUGUGGAAAUUCGUAGAGAACGCUGGGCAGUUGUUUACCGUACAAGACAUUCAAGCUCUAACUCCAGUCUUUACUGUUGAGCAUGCACAGAACAUUCUAACUAUACUUAAUGAGGUGUCUCUCUUGAAAUUUCAUGUGUACAACAUUAUAGCAGCGCUUGACCUGUCUACUAUCACAAUCAACAUGUCACAAGUCAUAACAUAG